Humulus lupulus (European hop) is the source of this 492-nucleotide messenger RNA. Its product is annotated as casein kinase 1-like protein HD16. The transcript has 4 exons. Bases 1 to 354 code for a protein of 117 amino acids. Lineage: Eukaryota; Viridiplantae; Streptophyta; Magnoliopsida; Rosales; Cannabaceae. The record is from RefSeq and is a predicted model, not a curated record.
AUGGUGACCAACAUGAGAUUCGAUGAAGAACCCAAUUAUUCAAAGCUUAUUUCUCUUUUUGAUGGCAGCAUAGCUCUUAAUGUGUCUCAGCGACCAAUCAGAACUGAUGGGGUAGCUAAGUUUGGUCAAAAAAGAGGAAGAUCACUUGUGGAGUUAGAAGAUGGUGGGCAGCCUAGGAAGAACGUUCGAUCAGGUAGUCCAGUCUCUCAGUGGAUCUCAGUAUUUAAUUACAGAUCAGCAAUGAAGCAGAGUUGCUGGUGCAUGCAAUGGCAGUGCCUUGGUGGUAAUGUCUCAAGGAAUGACUUCAAGAGGGAGCAUGAAGUGGAAUUGCUGCCAACUUCUUUAUAUAUGUAAAUAUGAACUAAAAGUACAAUUUUUGACAUGUGUAUAGAUUUUUGUAUUAUGUUUUAUAUUGAUUUUGUACUAAAUAUUUUAUUUUAGUUUGUAUUUUGCUUAUCUAUUUUAUAAAAAUUAAUUUUGAUAUUUUAUUAA